AUGUCUGCUGCCAGCCAUAUACCCCUGCUAAACCCCAAUGCUACUCCCUUCCAGCCUCGAAGGUCCCGGGGCUCCCAAAGAACAACCAACUGCAACAACCUCAAACUGUUCGUCACGAGCCUCAACAUCGGGUUUUUGAAUAUCUGCAGCCUGCGCUACAAGCUGCAUGCACUGGACAGCCUUGCCCACCAGCACAACUGGGACGUCGUUGGCGUUGCCGAGACCUGGCUGGAUAGUACAAUCUCGGAUGGCGAAAUUUGUAUUCCCGGCUACAGUGUUGUUCGCUGUGACCGGCCCGAUCGCCAGAGUGGGGGCACAUGCCUCUAUUACAAGACAUCACUCCCAGUUACCUAUCGUUCUGAUCUGCACAAUAGCCACCUGGAGGCUACCUGGAUAGCUAUUGGCGGAGGGCAACACCAGCACCUCGUUGGCUGCCUCUAUCGCCCACCAAAUGCAACUGCUGAUUUCUGGGGCCACCUGGACACAGUCCUCCACAAUGCUGCCACGAUCACGCCAUCAAUGACACUGGUGGGUGACUUUAAUAUCAAUCUGGCUCAAUGCAUGACCAGUCGUCCUCACCAGCGCUUCUGGGACCUUAUCGGAUCGUAUGGGCUCCGCAACUAUGUUCAGUCUGCCACACGAGUCACACCCCGAUGUCCCGAUGGAACGCUGCUUGAUCUAGUGCUCUCCACCGUGGGUACUAUAAGUCAUUGUGAAGUUGUACCCUGCACGAUCAGCGAUCACUUCCUUGUGCAUGCAAGUCUGUCUCUACCCUCCUCGCAACACCCACUGCAGCGGAAAUCAGUGCGCCUCACCCGCAAGAUCCGUGCCAUUAACCUUGCAACAUUUCGUGAAGAUAUUGCCUCGUGCAGCCUCCACUCCUUUCCCCCUGCUGCAACUGUAGACGAGAUGUGGAAUGGCUGGCAUGCCAAGUUUAUGUCGGUUCUCGAAAGUCACGCUCCCCUGCGUGAAGUCAGAAUCUCCACCAGGAGGACUCCCCCGCCAUGGUCCGACCGUGAUCUAUUCCAACUGAACAUGCGCAAGAAUAGACUUCACCGAAAGUGGCUACGAGAUAAGACUAACGUGCAUCUACAUGAGGAGUACAAGCGAGCCCGUGCAGAAGCCUCAAAUGCUUACCGGCGAAAACGCAAUCAGCAUUUCCAACAGCAGUGUCGUGAUCACUCCUCCAACCUGCGGAAGAUGUGGUCCGUGAUCAACUCUGUCACUAGCCGUUCUCGUCAACAUCAUCAGCCAACGUGCGACAUCACAGAAGUCUCGGAUGCCUUCCACAGCAUUGUACAUGAUCCGUCCCGUCCGGCGCAGCUCCAGAUUCCCAUUGGUCCACAGCCGCAAGGCUCAAUGCUGACCUUCCAGUCAACUACCCCAGAUGAGGUCAAGCACCUCCUGGAACGGAUACAUCCCUGCAAAGCCACAGGCAGUGAUGGGAUUCCUGGGUGUCUGCUACGUGCUUGCGCUGACCUGUUGGCUCCAUCGCUUUCAGUGCUCUUCAGCUCAUCGCUGAGGCAUGGUGAAGUCCCUCUGGCUUUCAAACAUGCUGUAAUAAGCCCUCUCUUCAAAGCUGGCGAUCCAUCGGUAGCUGCAAAUUAUCGUCCUGUGUCGCUCCUGCCGAUCGUAUCCAAACUACUCGAAAAGAUAGUCCAGAAGCAACUUGUUGCACAUCUGGAGCGAUCAUGUGCCAUACCACCGACUCAGUUUGCCUUCCGCCGUGAGCACUCCACAGAGGACGCCCUAGUUGUAGCAACAGAUGCCAUCUUAAAGGCCCGGGACGACAAGUUGACCACAGGCGUCUGCCUAAUCGACAUGUCAAAAGCCUUUGACAAGGUCAAUCACAGCCAACUGGUCCGGGACCUAUUCAAUCUUGGCCUGGACAAUGCCUCCCUUCGCCGGUUCUGCAGCUACUUAAGCGAUCGAACCCAGCAAGUGCGCAUUGGCCCCACCUACAGUGUUGCUGCUAAGUGCUCAUCUGGUGGUGCGCUGCGUGAUGUUCGGCCUCUUCUUCUACCACGUCCCCUUGCCGAUAUCUCCCUGGGGUUACCAACUGAAACUGCCUACGCCGACGAUGUGGAUUUCGUGACUACUGAUGGUGAGAGGCUGAGGACCCUCCUUCCAACCAUAUCCAAGCUCCUCGAAUGGGAUUUGAAAGUGAAUGAGACCAAAACAGAGCACACGCACAUCGAACGGCACACUGAUCGCAUCGAGGAGGAGUGGCGAACCACCAAGAAACUCGGGUCCCUAUUAGGUGAUGCCGAGGAUAUGCUACGGCGACAGCAACUGGCAACUGUUGCCUUUGGUAAACUCUGGACGCUGUGGAUCCGAACGAGAGGCUCUAUGAGCGUACCGGCGCGGUUCCUCUCAGCAUUAUCAUCUUGA
Molecule: messenger RNA, 2391 nt
Organism: Sycon ciliatum
Lineage: Eukaryota; Metazoa; Porifera; Calcarea; Leucosolenida; Sycettidae
Exons: 3
Coding region: 1-2391 (796 amino acids)
Molecular function (GO): catalytic activity
Source: RefSeq, a predicted model, not a curated record